AAGUGCCGAAGGUAAGGAGACACGGUCGGCGUUUGGCGGAAAGUGCCGAAGGUAAGGAAAGAGUGGCCGGAAAUUGACGGAAAGCACUGAACGGAAGAGAGGAGUUGAAGGAAUCUUUCUGUGUCAACAUCUAGAAUCCGGAAGUCGCCGACAAUGGGAGCUUGUCUGGGUAUCUGCUCUCUGGCCAGCUGUGCUUCUUGUCUGUGUGGGAGUGCACCAUGUCUACUUUCAGGAUGCUGUCCUUCUACCAAGAACUCUGUGGUGACCCGCCUAAUCUAUGCAUUUUUCUUGCUCCUGGGAACAAUUGUCUCUGUUAUUAUGAUAGUGCCUGGGAUGGAAAUCCAUCUGAGAAAGAUUCCUGGAUUUUGUGAAGGAAGUUCAAGCAUUCCCUUCAUUCAGGGCCGUGUCAACUGUAACAUCAUUGUGGGUUACAAAUCUGUUUAUCGCAUAUGCUUUGGUCUGGCUGCUUUCUUCUUCUUGUUUGCCUUACUGAUGAUUCAAGUGAAAAGCAGUAAAGGUCCAAGAGGUGUUCUACAGAAUGGGUUCUGGUGCUUCAAAUUCCUGGCCUUGGUGGGAAUUACUGUUGGUGCUUUCUUCAUUCCUGAGGGGACAUUUACAACAGUAUGGUUCUACUUUGGUGUGGUUGGAGCUUUCUGCUUUAUUCUCAUCCAACUGAUUCUUCUUAUCGAUUUUGCUCACUCCUGGAGUCAGUCGUGGGUUCAGAACAUGGAAGAUGGCAACAACAGAUGCUGGUUUGCUGCUUUAUUUAUAUGUACGGCCUUCAACUAUCUUGUCUCACUGGCUGCAGUGGUGGUUUUCUAUGUUUUUUACACUAAGCCUGAUGACUGUGCAAUAAAUAAAGCCUUCAUAAGUCUGAAUCUCAUCUUCUGCGUCAUUGUCUCUGUUGUGUCCAUCUUACCAAAGGUUCAGGAAGCUCAACCUCAUUCAGGUUUGCUCCAAGCUUCUGUCAUUACUCUUUAUACCAUGUAUGUGACCUGGUCAGCCAUGACCAAUGAACCAGACAGAAAUUGCAACCCUAGUUUGCUGAGUAUUGUCCAUCAAACUACUAGCAAUUCAACAGUUGCACCACCCUCCAGUCAAGUGGUCCAGUGGUGGGAUGCCCAGAGCAUCGUUGGAUUGGUCAUCUUUCUUAGCUGUGUGCUUUAUUCAAGUAUCCGAUCUUCCAGCAAUACUCAAGUUAACAAGCUGAUGAUGACUGAAGAAGGUGAAGGACCACUGACAGACACCUCUUCUCCCCAUGAAGAGGGUGUUCAUCAAGCCGUGGAUAAUGAGCAGGAUGCAGUCGCUUACAGCUACUCCUUCUUUCACUUCUGCCUUUUCCUGGCAUCUCUGUACAUUAUGAUGACGCUUACUAAUUGGUACAGUCCCAACUCUGAUUACUCAACACUGCAGAGUACCUGGCCGGCUGUUUGGGUGAAGAUCUCUUCAAGUUGGGUUGGACUCCUGUUGUACCUGUGGACGCUGGUUGCUCCUGUCAUACUGCCAGAUCGUGAUUUCACUUAAACACAGAAGAGUACUGGUUGGAACUACUUCCCUUUUGUUGAUUUGUACCUUUGCCUUUCAGCUGAGUUCACUUAGUGUAUUCACUGUAGAUAAACCUCAUGGUAACUUUAUUAUCUUAAUAUUGAACUUUAAAUAAUCCUUGCAGAAUUGAAGUUCCAUGUCAAACUAAGUUAGUCAUUUUUUUCUUGGGCAUUUGCAGUGCAAUUUUUUGUUACCUUUUUGCUGCUUUCAAAUCUCUGUAAUGGGAUUUCUGCACAUUUUAUGGAUAAUUGCUUCCCCUCCCACCACA
Molecule: messenger RNA, 1813 nt
Organism: Mobula hypostoma (lesser devil ray)
Lineage: Eukaryota; Metazoa; Chordata; Chondrichthyes; Myliobatiformes; Myliobatidae
Product: serine incorporator 1-like
Exons: 10
Coding region: 154-1524 (456 amino acids)
Cellular component (GO): membrane
Source: RefSeq, a predicted model, not a curated record